This is a messenger RNA of Orussus abietinus, 2356 nucleotides long. RefSeq names its product protein MTO1 homolog, mitochondrial. Gene Ontology annotation, molecular function: flavin adenine dinucleotide binding. The transcript is spliced from 10 exons. Bases 274 to 2253 code for a protein of 659 amino acids. Gene Ontology annotation, biological process: tRNA wobble uridine modification; tRNA methylation. The record is from RefSeq and is a predicted model, not a curated record. NCBI's taxonomy places the organism in Eukaryota, Metazoa, Arthropoda, Insecta, Hymenoptera, Orussidae. Gene Ontology annotation, cellular component: cytosol.
GCUGUGCAUCGGCUGUCGUGAUUUUGUGAAUGGUUAGGAGAGAAUGGAAUUGAACAUUUAAAUAUAAUUAGAGAAGAUUUUGAAGAUAAUUUGAAGGGGUUUAUUAGUUUUGAGUUGUUUGGAACAAGUAUGGGUAUGAUUGAACGGAGCAGUUAAGAGUGGUCACGGUCCUAACCUCAAAAAGGGAUACUGAUUGAAAGAAUGCUAUGAAAUAAGAUGCGCUAUUUCUCUUUCUAUAUUUUAUCGUAUUACAUUAAUUAAAAAGAAAUUAAAAUGUCACUCGGCAACAUUAAAGUACUGCUUCAUAGUGUUAAGUAUAGACAGACAUAUUGUCGUGCAAUUAAAAAUUAUGCCACAUCGAGCAGUAUACAAAAGUUCAAUGUAAUAAUAAUCGGUGGUGGCCAUGCUGGAACCGAAGCAUGCGCUGCAGCUGUUCGAAUGGGAGCUAAAACAUUACUUGUUACGCACAAAAAAAGCACUGUGGGUGAAAUGUCCUGCAAUCCAUCUUUUGGUGGUAUCGGAAAGGGGCAUCUCAUGAAAGAAAUUGACGCACUUGACGGAGUAUGCUCGCGCAUAUGUGAUAAAUCUGGGAUUCACUACAAAAUCCUUAAUCGUCGAAAAGGACCAGCAGUAUGGGGUCACAGGGCUCAAAUAGACAGAGGUCUUUAUAAACAGAAUCUCCAAGCGGAAUUAUUUAAUAUGCAAGAAUUACAAAUACGAGAAGCUGCUGUAGAAGAUCUAAUACUACAGGAAGAUUCGCCUCGAUGCUGUGGAAUUAUUCUCAGGGAUGGUACAAAGAUAUUUGGCGAUGCAGUUGUAAUAACAACUGGCACCUUUUUAAAGGGUCAGAUUAACAUUGGAUUGGAGCGAAGGCCUGCUGGCAGACUGAAGGACGAACCAAGUAUUGGACUAGCGAAUACUUUGGAGAGAUUGGGAUUUAGAAUGGGACGACUCAAAACUGGCACACCACCAAGACUUGAAAAGCAGUCGAUCGACUUCGGAAAGUGUAUGCUUUAUCAACCCGAUAAUCCACCAGAGCCAUUCUCGUUCCUGAACGACAAAGUUUGGCUACCUUAUGAAGAGCAGUUGCCAACUUAUUUGACAUACACUAACGAAAGAGUUGGGAAAAUAGUAAAGGAUAAUAUGCACGUCAAUCUACACGUUACCGAAGAAGUUACAGGACCUAGAUACUGUCCGAGCAUUGAAAGUAAAAUAUUACGAUUUGGCCCAAUCCCACAUCAAAUAUGGUUGGAGCCAGAAGGACUCGAUUCUCCUUUAAUAUAUCCCCAGGGUUUAUCUUGCACUUUACCUGCCGAUAAGCAAGAGGAACUCAUUAGGUCCAUCAGUGGAUUAGAAAAUGCAGUUUUAACAUCACCAGGGUACGGAGUGGAAUAUGACUACGUAGACCCACGGGAAUUAACUUACCAAUUGGAAACCAAAAAGGUCCCAGGAUUAUUUCUCGCUGGUCAGAUCAAUGGGACCACAGGGUACGAAGAAGCUGCUGCUCAAGGAAUCGUAGCAGGAGUUAACGCUGCAGCUAAGGUUUUAAACAAGCCCCCUUUAAUUAUAAAUCGUACGGAAGGAUACAUCGGAGUUCUCAUCGAUGACUUGACUACCCAAGGUACGACAGAGCCUUACAGGAUGUUCACCAGCAGGUCCGAAUUUCGUGUACUUUUGCGACCUGACAAUGCCGACCAAAGACUGACCGAGAAAGGCUACGAAUCCGGCUGUGUCUCGAACUAUAGAAUGGAAAAGACACGAAAAAGUAAGGAAAAACUGCAAGCAGGCAUUAGCCUCCUAAAGUCAGUUGUUAAAUCACCGUUUGAAUGGUGCAAAAUUUUGGGUCUUAACAUGACAAAGAACGUGAAGGUACAGUCGGCUUUCAAUGUGCUGCACUAUACUCACGAAGACAUCAAUGUAACAACAUUAGCGAAGGCUAUGCCAGAAGUUUUUGGACCUCUUAGCGAAGAUACUGCUUUAUGCCAAAGAUUGAAGAUCGAAGCCCGAUAUUCAAUUCCUAUUUCGGAGCAGUUGCACGAGGUGCAAGAAUUGCAGCAAAACGAACGAAUGCUCAUACCGAAGGACAUCGACUAUUCUUCGAGUCAGCUAAACAUAUCCUACGAAGACAGAGACAGGCUCAUGGCAGUUCGCCCGCAGACAAUCGCUGCAGCUAGUAGAAUAUCCGGAGUUAAACCUGCUGCAGUUGUACGACUCAUGUACUACAUCAGAAACAUUUCAAACGCCAGGGUCUAAGGGGGAUAAACGACGAUGUAAAAAUGAAAAUAACUGUACAAAUGUAUCACUGUAAAUCCCAUAAACGCCAUGGCGAUUAAAAGAAAUUAUGUAUAAGAGAGAA